Molecule: messenger RNA, 417 nt
Organism: Periconia digitata
Lineage: Eukaryota; Fungi; Ascomycota; Dothideomycetes; Pleosporales; Periconiaceae
Source: the annotation of a GenBank genome assembly
AUGUCGGGCGAAGCAUGGCUAUACCUGUUGGCCGUCUUGAUAAAUGCCGUCAACCUCUUCCUUCAAGUCUUCUUCACCAUCAUGUACAGCGAUCUGGAAUGCGACUACAUCAACCCUAUUGACCUCUGCAACCGCCUCAACACUUACAUCAUUCCCGAAGCCGCUGUCCACGCUUUCCUGACCUUCUUGUUUCUCAUCAAUGGAUACUGGGUAGCUCUCAUUCUGAACCUGCCAUUGUUGGCCUGGAACGGCAAGAAGAUCUUUGAAAACCAGCAUCUCCUGGACGCUACAGAGAUCUUCAGGAAGCUCAACGUUCACAAGAAGGAAUCAUUCAUCAAGCUCGGAUUCCACUUGAUCAUGUUCUUCUUCUACUUGUACAGCAUGAUCGUCGCCCUCAUCCGCGACGAAUCGCACUAG